This is a messenger RNA of Nothobranchius furzeri (turquoise killifish), 2713 nucleotides long. Its product is annotated as zinc finger protein 569. Lineage: Eukaryota; Metazoa; Chordata; Actinopteri; Cyprinodontiformes; Nothobranchiidae. Gene Ontology annotation, biological process: regulation of transcription by RNA polymerase II. Gene Ontology annotation, molecular function: DNA-binding transcription factor activity, RNA polymerase II-specific; RNA polymerase II cis-regulatory region sequence-specific DNA binding. The record is from RefSeq and is a predicted model, not a curated record.
AUAAAAAUGAUGAAUGGAUGGUUGAUAAAUAUUAGACUAGCAAAUGUCUCCGUUUAAAAAGCCUUGUUUUGAAAAGGUAAAUAUUUUGUUGUAACCCAAAGGGUUCAAAUGAAGGCAACUGGACUUCUUUGGUUUCUUGAAAACGUUUCGCUUCUCAUCCGAGGAGCUUUGCCAAUUCUAACUAGAAUACGGGAGCGUCAUGCUCUACUUUACAUUACAAAAAUAAUUCAUAAUUUAACAUGGAAAGAAAUAUUUUUACCAGCUACAUCUGUUUAUAAUGAAGUAGAAUGUUACAGUGGGUUCAGUUGAUGCAUAAACCUGUACUUUCUGUUGUAAUUAAGACAUUUCAAAUAAUGGUCAAAUGAGGUGAAAAGGUGGGAAAGUGCAUUCUUAAUUUUUUUAUUAUCUUUUAAAUAAUUAAGACCGAAUGUGUAAAAUAGACACACAGUAAUGAAAUCAUAACUUUCCACACAAAAACAUGUAUUUUGCUCAGGAGCGGACGGAAGAAGUGUAGCAACAUGAUACAUCCAGCAGGUGGCGAUAGUGUGACGUUUUGAACGUAUGCUGACGUGAAACCUAAACGAAGAACAGCUAGCUGCUACGUUAAAGCUCUUUUGGGGUCAUUCAGGUCCCUUUGAAUGGUUUUGUUUAGCACCCCUAAUAAAAAUGUCGCCGCUGCUUCUCAGGGCUUUUGUAAACGAGCGGCUAACGGCGGUGGUGGAAGAAAUAUUCCAGGUUUUUGAAGGAACGAUAGCAAAAUACGAAGAAGAAGCGUCCAACUCCAAACAUGAGAUCGAGAGGCUCAGGGGGUUGCUGCUGGAGCUGGAAAAUCAGAGGGCAGACACUUCUCAGUCACCCUCCAUCAAAGAUGAAACUCCACAUAAACGGCAUCACUGUGAGCAGAAGUCCGUCCUCAUCCACAGUCGGGUGGAACCAGAACUUCCUCACAUUAAACAGGAAGAUCAUGAACUCUGGCCCACUGAGCAGCAGGAGGAGGAUCUGGCAGAAGAGGAGGCUGAUGUCUUUGAUCCUCAGCAGACGAGUGAGCAGGAAGACACAAAACCACCUGUGCAGCAUUCGAUCCAAACCUGUGAACCAGAGGAGGAGUUUCAGGUGAUGCAGGAAGUAAAAAAUGACUUCCUCCAUUCAUCUUUCCCUUCAACAUUAUCUUCACCCAAUGAGGCCACUGCAAGUUUUGCAUCAGAGCAAAAGCAAGGCCAGACUUCAUCCGUCCUUUCCAGAGAACUAAGGGAUCCGUCUCUCAUGACUUUCACGGGAACUGACCAUCGCUGCCAUUUGUGUUCUGGGUUUUUCUCCUCCAUUCACCGCCUGGUAAAUCACGCGUUGCGAAUUCAUUUGAAGGACAGCUGCAUCGUGUGCGCUGUGUGCGGAAAAACCUUGGAGGGCACCGGAAACCUUCAGCUGCACCUCAAGUCCCAUGAGAACCCCAAAAGUUGCCACAUAUGUGGGAAGCAAUACAAAAGCGCCACGUCGUUGACCGAGCACAUGGCCAGCCACGCGGGGCUGAAGCUGCACCACUGCCACGUGUGUGGGAAAGAGUGCAGCAGAAAGGGAGAUUUGAAGAUCCACAUGAGGAUCCACACGGGAGAGAAGCCUUUCUGCUGCUCGGUGUGCGGUAAGAGUUUCACUCACAGCGGACAUCUGAGGAAGCACACGAGGAGCCACACGGGAGAGAGGCCGUACAGGUGUGACGUCUGCGGGAGAGGGUUUCUGCAGAGCGCACACCUGAAAUACCACUUAGGGACUCACGCUCACAAGUGGUGAUCAGCUAAUAUGUGAUCAACGAAAAGAUCAAAUGGAAAAGGUUGUUUCAUCUCCUUUUCAUAUAUUGUUUUGCUUUUAGAAGUUUAUUUGAAGAUAUUUUUCUAAUUUUUAAAAUACAUUUAAAUAUUUAAGCAAAUACAAAAUGGUGUGAAUAUGUUUAAUUAAUUUAACAUUUAACAAGCAUUGAUUAGUUUGAGCUCAGUUUUCAUUUUUAUCACAGAUUGAACCUAUAGUUGGAUUCAAAUGGAUUUACUUCUAAGAAUGUUUGAGCAAAAAUGACCUUUUUGAAAUGUUAUUUCUAAAUAUACACCAUUAAUAAUAAAUGGAGACUUUACAGAAUGUUUAAAGACAUAAGAUGUUGGAAAAAUCUAGUUUACAUGUUAUUCUGUCAUACUGACAGGAGUGAAUAAGACCAGGAGCCUCAUGUACCAAACAUUCGUAGAAAAAUUCCUAAAUUCCUUCCCGUGUAUGAAAUUUAGAACGGUCAAACACCUGAUUUAUGAAACACGCUGUGGCCUCUCGCACGCGCGUUCCUCUGAUGAUCGUCUGUUGAUUAAUCCCACCUGUGCAUACCCGGGUGCUCGUGUCCAUUCUCAAUCAUUUACAUACAGGAACUCCCUCAGUUAUCCAUAUUUGGUCGCGCUACGUCCUCAGCACGUGAGGGGAUUCCCUGCGUUCUACCUGGAAAUAAGAAAAUUGUGAGAUGGAGACCGCUGCUGAAGCGCAAAAUAACCAAACAAGUUUCAGACGUGAUGAACGCGGCGGCCGCGACAGAGGAGAGGUCUUCGUCAGGAAUAAAUAAAACUUAAAUAUGAUAAAUCGUAGAGUAACGGGUUGUCAUUUACCGUAAUUUCUGGACUAUAGAGCGCACCUCAAUACAAGCCGCACCAGGCUAAGAGCCGCAGAUAUCUACUGAAUUGAAAACGUA